Molecule: messenger RNA, 2953 nt
Organism: Mobula hypostoma (lesser devil ray)
Lineage: Eukaryota; Metazoa; Chordata; Chondrichthyes; Myliobatiformes; Myliobatidae
Product: pro-neuregulin-2, membrane-bound isoform-like
Exons: 11
Coding region: 40-1845 (601 amino acids)
Biological process (GO): animal organ development; intracellular signal transduction; nervous system development
Molecular function (GO): signaling receptor binding
Source: RefSeq, a predicted model, not a curated record
UGUUGCGUCUCUGCUAGGAUUAGUUUCCAACUACACAGCAUGUCUGAGAACAAGAAAAAGAACAGAGGGAAAAAGAAGGGUGAAAGACGUGGUAAAGGAAAGGGACGUAAACAAAAAGAUGGUCCUCCAAAGUUGAAGAAACUGAAGAACCAAACCCUUCUUGAAGGACAAAAGCUUUCACUGAAGUGUGAAGCAGUGGGGAAUUCCCAACCCACAUAUAAAUGGUUCAAAGAUGGAACAGAGAUAAAAAGAAACACAGCAAUCAGGAUAAAAAUGGGAAAAAAAAACUCAAGGCUUCAGAUAAGUAAGCUGAAGGUGGAAGAUGCUGGGGAAUAUGCAUGUGAGGCUGAGAAUUCAUUAGGCAAGGAUGUCUCAAAAACUACAGUCAGUGUGCAGGCUGCUGCUGCUACUACUACGCUCUCACCUGAAUCUGGUCACGCUCGAAGAUGCAAUGAGUCAGACAAAUCCUAUUGUGUUAAUGGCGGAGUGUGUUAUUACAUUGAUGGUAUUAAUGAACUUUCUUGCAAAUGCCAACCUGGAUUCUUCGGACAAAGAUGUUUGGAGUCUGAGCCCUUGAGAACAUAUAAACCCGAUCUAAAGCAUCUUGGAUUUGAAUUUAUGGAAGCUGAGGAAUUAUAUCAAAAGAGAGUCUUGACUAUUACUGGCAUUUGUGUUGCACUUCUUGUAGUUGGAAUUGUGUGUGUAGUGGCAUAUUGCAAAACCAAAAAACAAAGAAAAAAAAUGCACAGCCACUUGAGGCAAAAUCUUUGUGUAGAUCAUCAAAAUCGAAACCUUGCUAAUGGUCCGAACCAUCCUGGCCCUCUCCCGGAAGACAUUCAAAUGGUCGAUUACAUUUCGAAAAAUGUUCCAGUCGCUGAACAUGUGAGACGACAUGAAACGGAAACUUCAUUCUCUGCAAGCCAGCCAUCGUCUACGUCUCAACACUCUUCCACAGCUACUCACACGUCCAGUCAUAGACAUGGAAACAAUACAUGGAGUAUAGAGCAAUCCGACAGUGUUACUUCAGAAAUGCAUUCUGGAAUUAUGACUUCAUCUUUGGAAACUAGCAAGUGUAACAGUCCCAUGGAACCACGAGGCAGAUUAAGUGCAGUCUGCAGUUAUCAGGACACUAGACACCCGAUCUUCCAUUGCAGAGACUCAGUGGAUUCUCUCAGAGACUCACCUCAUAGUGACAGGUAUGUGUCUGCCCUCACCACGCCAGCCCGGUUAUCACCCGUUGAUUUACAUUACUCUCUCCCUUCCUAUGCACCUGGUUUUGAAUUGUCUCCACAUGGAUCUGCCCAUGCAACGUCAUUGCCUCCUGCAGUGGUGGGUUAUUUUGUGGAAGAUGAACAGCCUUUGUUGAGAAGAUACCACAAGCACCACCCAGACAACCUGAAGUACGACCUCUACAAACAGCGCCGCAGCUAUCUUCAUGACAGCUUUGGAAGUCUUCCCCCGAGUCCAGCAAGAAUGGUAGAAGAUGAUGAAUAUGAGACAACACAGGAGUACAUCCCAGCACUUGAUCAACCAAAGAAAAUGGCAAACAGCAGUAGAAGGUGGAGGAAAACAAAACCAAAUGGUCACAUUUCACACAGAGCUGAAUGCGACUGUGAUUCAAACUCAGAAAGCUGCUGUUCUGACACGGAUUCUGACAGUGAGAAAAUAGGAGAGCGUACACCUUUCUUAAACACUCAGAACCCACCAGUAGCAAACACAGAAACAGCUUCAGUAUUCUGGUCUUCUGAUAGCAGGACUUACUCAUCCAAUAGACACAAUGUGCGGGAGGACUUACACACCCGUGCAACGCGUGUAAAAUCAAAUCAAGACUCACUCCCUGUGUAAAUGCCAUAGAUCUGCAACUGUAAAAAUAUUUUAUUUUAUAUAAUUAUCAAAUAUUCUAAAAUUAAAUUAAACAUUUUAUUUUCAUUUUAGCAAAGUUGUCUUACAGCUAACAGGAAAGUCUUUUAUAGGGAAACAUGUAUUUAUAUGUAAAAUAUGAUUUACAGUUAAAACAAUGAUGGUGUGCCAAUUUUUCACAUCAUAAAUAGAAUAAUAUUGUGGUGCCUUUUGCUGUAUGCUGAUACCAGAUUUCCUGCUGAUGUUUCAGUUUUGUAGUAUUUCUAUUUUGGACUCAUUAUAAUUGUACACUUUUCAUAUUUUUUUUAUGUUUACCACAGACUCUUCUACAUUUGGACAGUUAUAUUUUUUUUAGUUCUGGGCACAGGCAUCUGUGUACCAUCUAUAUACUGAUUCCUGAAACAUCAAGUAAUGUUCUGGCUGAACUCAAUUCUUGAUCAGGAGGACAGAAUAUAAUAUUUUUUUUCUGACUCCUGUCAGAUUAUAAUUUUUUUUAUUUUUUAGAAGAAAUUGAUGAAAAUUAGAUUAAUGUUUUUAGUCUUUCUCAGCAUAUUAAUUUUUGUGGGGUAAGGUCCCUUAUCAUCAUAACAAGCAUUUUCUCUGCAUCCAUUUUACUGAAUUUUUAUGUUGGUGAAACACUCAAAAGUCAUUACAUGGCAUGACUUUCAGACAUCACUAAAGAGUCUGCAACAUUUGCAGUUAUUUGAGUUUACUUUGGGAGUUUUCUCCAGAUAAAAUAGAAAUGCACCAUGAAAAAAGACCACUUUCAUUUUAAUGUUAUUUUCAAGUAUACAGUAUUUAGAAAAUGGUCAGAUUGGAAACUGGAAAUUAAUAAGCAGCAACUUUGUGGUAUUUGUUUUCGAUGGAAUUUUUGCAACAUGUUUUUGCAUGUCUUUACCACUCCAAAUGGACUGAUGCAUGGGAAGCUAGGAAUGAAAGAUUUAACAUGUUUUUAAAUGAACUGCAUAACUUUUCAUUUAUUGUCCCUUUUAGUGCAGGUUUAUUAUGGGUUCUGCAAAUCUUUUAUUGGUACAUUUCAACUGUUUGCCAUGCAGGGCUGUGAAAUAUGGAAUUAGCAUUGUCCAUUUUGAAA